CUCUCCAUUCGCCCUAUCACCUACAGGUUCCUCUUUAAGAUCUAAAAUGGUCAAGUUUUAUUCCCUUGUGGCACUUUCGCUGGUUGCUGUUGCCUUCGCAGCCCCUGCAGUUCCAAUCGAAAGCUCGGAACCUCUGCGUCUCAUCCGCACUAGCGACGACAAAGACCCCAUCUGGACUACUGAGAAGGAAAGAUUCGAUCUUAUCCAGAAGGAUAUUGGCUUCAUCGACAUUACUGACCACCAGCAAGUCGAAAAUGUUAGAGCCUUCGCUGCUCCACCCAAGAAGCCUCUUCCAACGACUGUCUCCCAGCAAUCAAAGUUCACUCAAUAUGUAGGCCAAAUCUCCACUAGCAACAUGCAAACUGCUUUGACCGCAUUUACCAAGUUCAACAACCGCUACUACAAAGCGCAGAGCGGCCUUGACUCCGCCAGAUGGCUCCAUAAGCAGGUCAGUGAUAUCAUUGCCACUGCUGGUGGAAGAUCCAACGUCAGCGUCCGUCAGGUCUCGCAUAGCUUCAUCCAGUUCUCUAUCGUUGCCCGAUUUGAGGGUACAAAUACUGCUUUGAAGAACGCCCCCAUUGUUGUUGGUGCUCAUCAAGAUUCAAUCAAUUCUCGCAACCCUACUACUGGCCGCGCCCCCGGUGCUGAUGACGAUGGUUCCGGCAGCAUUGGUAUCCUUGAGGUCUUCCGUGCUCUUGUCAGCGUAGGUUUCCAGCCUGCCCGCCCCGUCGAGUUCCACUGGUAUGCAGGUGAGGAGGCUGGUCUAUUGGGCUCCCAGGACAUUGCUAAGGAUUAUAGCAACAGAGCCGUCGAGAUGCUUGCCAUGUUCCAGAAUGAUAUGACCGCAUAUGUUGGUACCAAAUACCCUGAGCACUUUGCUAUUAUUACCGAUUACGUUGAUCCUGAAUUGACUGCUCUUAUCAGACUGUAUGCCAAGACUUAUACCAACAUCGGUGUCCGUGACUCCAGUUGCGGUUAUGGAUGCUCUGACCAUGCCUCUUGGUACAGAUAUGGCUACCGCUCCUCGUUUGCGAUCGAGGCUGUCGAUACUAACCCUUACAUCCACACUGCCAAUGACGAUCUUUCAUUGGUUAAUUACGAGCACAUGAAGCAAUUCGCCAAGCUGGCUCUUGGUUUCGUUAUCGAGUUGGGUAACUUUAGCGGAUAAAGCCUCUCAAUCUCCUUCCUCUUGUCAUGGCUUUAGGGUAGCGGCAUAAACAGGAAAGGAAAAGAAAAGAAAAAAGAUCCUUCUAUUUAUUGCGCUGGACGCUUGUUUUACCCAUUCCCUUGUAU
Messenger RNA from Lobosporangium transversale, 1293 nucleotides. Its product is annotated as Zn-dependent exopeptidase. Gene Ontology annotation, biological process: proteolysis. The record is from RefSeq and is a predicted model, not a curated record. NCBI's taxonomy places the organism in Eukaryota, Fungi, Mortierellomycota, Mortierellomycetes, Mortierellales, Mortierellaceae. Gene Ontology annotation, molecular function: metalloexopeptidase activity. The coding region runs from base 47 to 1168 and encodes 373 amino acids. The transcript has 6 exons.